AUUGCUCGAUUAUUUUGCGAUUCUACCGUAAUAUCAAGCAGGAAAUUAGUCCAUUCACUUUUUGGUACAUACGUUGGCUAGUUUAAGUUAUAAUUUUGCAAAAUUUCUACACAAAAAGCCUAAAAAUUUCAGUUAUUGUCGUCGGUAGCAGCUUACAUUAGCUUUUUGAAUACAGUCUACUUGCUGAAGGGUCAACAGACAACCGCCAACAGGGAAUAUUUCAGCAAUCCAACACCAACAACAUUCUAUUCUAAAUCAAGCUCAGACAUUUAACUGGACAGAUUGACAAAUGACAGGGUCGGAGUCGGAGCCCAAAUGGCGGCGCAAUGGCAAUAUGGUAUAAUUCCAUACCUGAUGGCUGAGGUGGAUCUACCUUCAAAGUGAGUGUUGAACUGGACAAUAUUUUUAGUUUUAUACUAGUGGUGACUGGUGUUGUCAGCUUCAGUCAUACUCAUGUCUGGUGUAAUUAAGUUGCCCACUGCUUCAAUGACUGAGUCAGCCACUGGCAAUGCACCACCAGCCACUGUGCAACCAAAGACAGACACUGCGUUGCUGGCUGGUCCAUCCAGACAGUCUGCAUCACCAACAUCAGUCUCUACAUCAUCUGAGUCAUCCAUACAGCACGCCCAAACAGUCGCCACUCCACCAUCUGUGUCAUCUGAGAAGGGGGCGCGGUCAUUCCUGACGUCUGCUGCCGAACUGGUGCCACCACUGGCAGCCGGCUCGUCUGCACCAGCGCCGCCCCCACUGCAGAACGAGUCCGUCCGUCUGUGGGUGGGCAACAUCCAGCCGCACGUGGCCGAGUGCCAGCUGCUGCGGCUGGCGCAGCCGGUCGGCACCAUCACCAAGUUCGACUUCAUGCUGAACGGCGCCGGGCCGCAGGCGGGUCGGCCGCGCGGCUACGCGUUCAUCUCGUACAGCACGCACCGCGAGGCGGACCUGGGCCGGCGGCGGCUGAACGGCGCCCGGCUGGGCGGCGUGCCGCUCGUCUGCCGCUGGGCCAACGAGCAGGUGCUGCCCGGAGACGCGCCCAUGAAGAGGGAGGAGCCGGCCGCGGUGGCGGCGCCCGCACCGGCCCCGGCGCGGACCAAGCUGAGCGCGGAGGCGCAGAUCCGGGCCAUCGAGGCCAAACUACAGCACAUGAGUGGUGACACACGCGAGGAUCGGUUUGCUGUGAAGGCGGACUCUGAGAGGACUGAUGUUCGCCGGCUGCCUCGGGUGCGGGGCCCGCUCAGCAGAGUGAACGCUCCAUCCAAACAGGCCGCCGCGCAGCAGAACAAACCAUACGCGCGGAGACGGUUUUAGUGCUGGGAGCGAACUGCAUUGGUCCCCGGGGACCCGAGGGAGUGCUGCAAAAAGUUCAGAUACCUGAGUCUAAGUCAUUGCAUCGAGUGUUUGUGUCCAUAAUCAUCGUGUCCUAUAGAAUGUGGCCUAAAACUCAAACUUAUGAGGUAUGAUAUCUCACCAAGUUUUCCAUAACUCAAUACAUGUCGUCUUUCGUUU
This is a messenger RNA of Amphibalanus amphitrite, 1503 nucleotides long. RefSeq names its product probable RNA-binding protein 18. The coding region runs from base 454 to 1305 and encodes 283 amino acids. The transcript has 3 exons. NCBI's taxonomy places the organism in Eukaryota, Metazoa, Arthropoda, Thecostraca, Balanomorpha, Balanidae. Gene Ontology annotation, molecular function: RNA binding. The record is from RefSeq and is a predicted model, not a curated record.